UACUAAAUCAGAUGAUGUCCUACAACUUAAACCAGCACAAGAAUGUACUGUAUGUAACGAGGAUUGGUUGAGUGAUUUAGUUUCAACAUCAACGCAAGCAGAGAUUGACCCAAUUUAUUUCAUCCAUAAAAGAAUUUCCAGAGACACAGCUGAAAUAUUUAAAGUCCCUGUCCUGACAGAUCGUGUUCUAUGUAACGCUGAACAAUUUGACAUGAAUUAUGGCCAAACCGAGCCUCUAACUACCCGACUACAUAAUCUCCUUAAAGACUACACUGACGGGUUCACAAUACCGAAAGAGAUUAUUCAAAAUGCGGAUGAUGCUGGAGCUACAACUGUUAAACUAUUGUAUGAUGAAAGAAUAGUAAAAGAAGCUCAAACGUGUCUCUUUAAUGAAGGCAUGAUUCCAUGUCAAGGCCCAGCCUUCUGGGCAUAUAAUGAUGCCAUCUUUACUGAAGAUGAUUUUAGAAACAUUACCAAACUAGCAGGAGCUACGAAGAAAGACGAUAGUAUGAAGAUAGGAAGAUUUGGUUUAGGGUUUAACUCCGUGUAUAAUUUGACAGAUGUUCCAAGCUUUCUAUCUGGUGAAACCUACGUUGUGUUCGACCCACACGAAUCUCAUCUUGGAAAAAGUGGAUUAAAGAUUAAUCUGAAUUUUCCUGGAAACCAAUUAAUGCGGAAUAAAAUGAAGGGUCAGUUUUAUCCAUUUGAAGGCGUUUUUGGAUGUAGUAUCGUGAACAAAGACCGAGUCCAUUUUAAAGGCACGCUGUUUCGCUUACCACUCAGAAAUUCGGACGAAGCUUCUAAAAGCGAAAUAAAGGAUAUAAGCUACUCAAAAUCUGAAAUGAAAGAGUUUAUUAAGAAGAUAGAAGACGGAGCUGGUAACUUACUUCUUUUUACACAGCAUGUGAGUAAGAUUGAACUUUAUCACCUAGAAAAGGAUUCUUCAUCUGGGAAACCUGAAUUAUUAAUGGAAGUAUCAAAAUCGUCAAACCAUUCGGGACAGUCUGUUCUUCAGACUUUAACUGAAGCAAGAAAUCCUGAUGCCUACUGUACCGAGGAUAUAAAGAUCACCCUGUCAAUAACACACUGCUCUAAGAGCGUUUGCGGUCUAGAUAAAUUAGACGUUACUGUUCCAUGUAUAAUCAACUGGAGUUUUGGUCAGGGGUCUUCAAUACACGAAGCUGAAAGAAAUGAAUUCAAGGGUCUUCUACCUGUAGCCGCCACUGCUCUUACUGAAGUACCGGUACAGAAUAUUCCAGGUUUCUACAAGGAGUCACAUUUAUUCUGUUUUCUUCCCCUUCCGAUUAAGUCCAAGUUACCUGUCCAUAUUAAUGCUUCGUUUGCUGUACAAUCCAGUAGACGUAAUUUGAUGUGGAGGAAUGAAGAUGACAAGGAAUCAGAAUGUGUUGAAGAUAGAUGGAAUACAGUUUUACUAGAAGAUGCUGGAAGUCAAGCAUAUAUACGGAUGUUAACUACAAUGGCUGCUCGUCUGUCACCAGAGGAAUAUUAUAGGUUAUGGCCUUUUAUAUUUUCACAACCCAAACAUGAUAAGAUAUUAACCAGGGAAGUUUAUAUUACUAUUUGUAAAGGUGACUGUGCAGUUUUCCCCUCUAACAACGGGAUUGUGUCCUUGAAGCAAUCUGUUAUCCUUUGUCCAGAAUUAACAACAAUUAAAGAUGCUGGAAAUAUAGCCUUAAGAGCACUACGAUAUUUUGUUAUUGAAGAAAAACAAAAGUUAUCAAAUUUUGAUGCUGAUGUUACAAUAGUGGAUUUGCCGACAGCCUUGUUGAACAACUUCAAACUUUCUGGGUGUGAAAAUCAAAUAAAUGAACGAAUAGUAUCCGUAGAUGAUUUUUACAAGGAGAUCGUCUUUCCUAAUCUAAAGAAUGCUUUUUGGCAAAAAGAAGAACUUGACGAGAUAAUUCUGAAUGGAAUUUUAAGCGGUAAUAAAGUUAUACUCCAUGCUAUUGCACUACACAAAUGCAUCCCAACAAAACCAAAUGGGGAACGAAAGUUACCUGCUGAACUAAUACAUCCUAACAGAGAACUCGCUAACCUUUUUUCUGUGGAAGAAGAAUGUUUUCCCGAAGAGAAUAAAUUUACAAAGUAUAAUACAUUAAAAGUUUUACAGAACCUAGGAAUGAAAACAGAUGAACUGGAAUGGGAGCAUUUGCCAAAAAGGAUACGAUCUGUUUUGCACUCCGGGCGUUCGGAAUUGCUGAUCAAUCGCACCGAAAAGUUCUUAAGAUAUAUGACGUCUACGCGUGACGCAGAACAGAGAUAUCAAAAAUGCCCAGAUGAAAUUCGCAAAGAACUUUCUAAUUUAGAAUUCCUGACAUUACAAAGACCACCAUAUAAUUGGACACUUCCGUGGUACGGUGGUGACAAUAAAGAACGGCCAUUCACAUCCCCUAUAAACGGAUAUUUUCCGGAAUGUCGACAUCUGGUAGGAUGCAUAAAACCAGUCGUUGAUGUAAAUAAAUAUACAUAUAACAGUAAAUUUACCGAUGUACUGAAAUGUUGA
Messenger RNA from Patella vulgata (common limpet), 2524 nucleotides. Its product is annotated as sacsin-like. Bases 212 to 2524 code for a protein of 770 amino acids. Lineage: Eukaryota; Metazoa; Mollusca; Gastropoda; Patellidae. The record is from RefSeq and is a predicted model, not a curated record. Gene Ontology annotation, molecular function: Hsp70 protein binding. The transcript has 2 exons.